GCGAAGCGACACACACAGUGAGGACUUCCUUGGCCUUAGUCACAGCGAUAUCCUGGACCGCUAUAGACAGCUUCGAUCCCACGAACUGAAGGAAGAGACCCAAGUCUUUAUCGUCACGUCCGACAACACUAGUUACAAGAUCGUGUUGGACGUCCAAGACUUCAUGAACGGGGAUCUGAAGGUGAAGGUGGCGGGCGAGACGGAGGUGGUGGUGGAGGGUCGUGUGGAGAGGAGAGAAGAAGGAAGCUCAUCCGUGUCCUCCUACUCCUUCCGACGCCGCUUCUCCUUGCCAGAGCAUAUUGACAUGACAGCCAUCACGUGCAUCAUGUCUUCAGAUGGCAUUCUUACAAUCAGCGCUUCAAAAAUGGCAGAAGAACCGGAGGAACACAAAGUGAUCAGGUCUGUUGAGGAAGUUCAAAAAUCCUCUCAAGUUCAACGCUCGCUAUUCCCAGCUGAUGAAACCAUCUCCCUCCAUGAGGAAUGUGAAAAAGAAAGCAAAGCCACACAUGACUGCAUGGACUCUGUGGCAGAAGAUACGAGCAUUGAAGAUAAAGAUUCCGAUCUCAUCUGA
This is a messenger RNA of Penaeus vannamei (Pacific white shrimp), 571 nucleotides long. The record is from RefSeq and is a predicted model, not a curated record. Lineage: Eukaryota; Metazoa; Arthropoda; Malacostraca; Decapoda; Penaeidae.